This is a messenger RNA of Trypanosoma theileri, 969 nucleotides long. RefSeq lists its product as uncharacterized. Gene Ontology annotation, molecular function: protein binding. The transcript has a single exon. The record is from RefSeq and is a predicted model, not a curated record. NCBI's taxonomy places the organism in Eukaryota, Euglenozoa, Kinetoplastea, Trypanosomatida, Trypanosomatidae. The coding region runs from base 1 to 969 and encodes 322 amino acids.
AUGGACAGAAUUACAUGCCGUUUUGAGGUGCAAGGCCGCAUCUCAAACAUGGCGCAUAGUGAUAUCACCAACGACUGUCUUGUGAGUACUAUGAUGAACGGAACUCACAUUUUCAAAAAGGAUGAUUCUAAUUACGAACCUUCUACACGCAGCUCUAUACAUCUGGAGAGUUUUCCGCAUCAUAUCAUUGGUGGCGAUCCCGUUAUAUCCUCUUGUUUCUUGUCUGCCGAUUCUUGUAUAGCUAUUGGUACUGGAAUGGGAAGCAUCGCCGUUAUUUCACGUCAUUCACGCACAGUAGUGCGGUGCUACACCUUCCAGGAAGAGACACCAGUACUGUCACUGAAAGAAGUGCCACAGGAACCUUCACUGCUUUUAAGUAGUUCUCCAAGUAGUGCAGAGGUAAUAGAUAUUGAGCGCGCUGCAGUGCGAUUAAGCUUCUUAACCCCCAAACCUCGAGUUAUUGGGGCAGUGGCAGUUAACAAUAACACAUUUGCUGUGGCUAAUUAUGAUGGUAAAGUAAUGCUAUACGAUGCACGAAGAGGACGUGAACCGGUAACUAUACUUGCUGUCCCAGAUCAAAUUACCAGUAUUUCAGCAUCAUUAGAUUCUGCUGCCGUAGCUGCAGGUACAGUUGGAGGUCGUGUCUUUGUUAUGCGUUGUUCAACAAGUAAUGUUCGAGAAGAGGCAUUUGGAACAGGAAAGGUUCGUGUACCUAUUCGUUCUGUUUCCAUGUACCAUGGACGAAUAGCAGCUGGUGAUGUCUCUGGUAAACUCACAAUCAUUGAUACCGGUGAACAUCCACAACCGACAAAGUAUUGGACGGCGCAGUCCCUUUUACCUCAACAUGCAACAACCAACAGCACAAUAUCAUAUACAGUCGCCUCUCUUGUCCAGUGUAAGAAAGAAGUUUGGACUGCAGUAACACCUUCAGAAGGUGCCUUAUCUCAUGUAGUGGUUCUCUCAGCUUGA